Messenger RNA from Pyricularia pennisetigena, 1062 nucleotides. RefSeq lists its product as uncharacterized. Lineage: Eukaryota; Fungi; Ascomycota; Sordariomycetes; Magnaporthales; Pyriculariaceae. Gene Ontology annotation, cellular component: nucleus. The record is from RefSeq and is a predicted model, not a curated record. Gene Ontology annotation, biological process: ribosomal large subunit assembly; rRNA processing. The coding region runs from base 1 to 1062 and encodes 353 amino acids. The transcript has a single exon. Gene Ontology annotation, molecular function: 3'-5' exonuclease activity; nucleic acid binding.
AUGGCCCCUGAGCUCUCAUCAAAUUGGAAGAAACUCCAGGCCAAGAUCAAGGCAGAAUCGGCGGCCCCGAAGCAGGCCCCUAAAAGGAAGUCAAUAGAGGACGUAUCGCCACCAGAAGCGAAGAGUCAAGCCAAAAAGAGACCGAAGACGGCGCAGCCACUGCAGGGCAGCCAAUCGACCAAAAGGCCCGCACCGGCGACGAGCAACGCUCCUCCUGCCAGGAGUAGUAAGAACCGCGCCAGGUCAUCCAGCAUGGGCGUUUCUCAAAGCUCCAAAAUCACAUCUGCCGUCGCCCCGACCACCAUCUCACCCUCGCUCGCGGUGUGGGCCCAGGACAACGACUUGUCUCCUGAACGCGUCGCAGAGGCAUACGGCCUGGGCCUCAAGGCAACAACCGCUUCCGGCACCACCGCCACCGGCUCGGGAACGCAGGCCCGUCCCAACGCAGGCCUCACCCCGGGUCUCCAGCUGGGCAAGUAUGUGGGCAUCGACUGCGAGAUGGUCGGCAUCGGCCCGGGUGGGCACGAGUCCAUCCUCGCGCGCGUCUCGGUAGUCGACUUUCACGGAAACCAGGUUUACGACUCGCUGGUGCGUCCGAAACCGGGAGUCGUCGUCACCGACUGGCGCACGCACGUGAGCGGCGUGAGCGCGCGGGACAUGCGACUCGCGCGGGACUUUGACGAGGUGCACACCCAGGUCGCGGAGCUGCUGCGCGGGAGGAUAGUGGUCGGCCACGACAUUAGGCACGAUCUGGCCGUGCUGGAGCUCGGGCACCCGCUGAAGGACAUCCGGGACACAGCCAGGUUCUCGGGGUUUCGGAAGUACGGCAACGGACCCAAGCCGGCGAUGCGCAUCCUGGCUAAGGAAAUCCUGGGCUUAGACAUACAAGACGGCCAGCACUCUAGCGUGGAGGAUGCGAGGGUGGCUAUGCUGUUGUUUCGCAGGCACAAGCCUCAGUUCGAUGUAGAGCAUAUGAACCGGUACCCGGAUGCCAGCGGUGGUAGUGCACAGAAAGGUUCUGCAUCGAAUAAAAAGACAACGAAGAAGAAGCGGAAAAACUGA